Molecule: messenger RNA, 1603 nt
Organism: Eurytemora carolleeae
Lineage: Eukaryota; Metazoa; Arthropoda; Copepoda; Calanoida; Temoridae
Gene: TyrRS-m
Product: tyrosine--tRNA ligase, mitochondrial-like
Exons: 7
Coding region: 50-1426 (458 amino acids)
Biological process (GO): tyrosyl-tRNA aminoacylation
Cellular component (GO): cytosol; mitochondrion
Molecular function (GO): RNA binding; tyrosine-tRNA ligase activity; ATP binding
Source: RefSeq, a predicted model, not a curated record
UAGAAUAAAAUGAUAUAUUAACUAUUCAUUGAGAAUUUGAUACUGAAUAAUGUUCCGAACGGUGAAGUCCCUCCAGAGGUUGGAGAGAGUUCAGAACAAAAGGAAUUUUUCUCGAAAUAUUCUGAAGGUUCUCGCGGACAGGGAUCUUAUACAAGAUACAUUUCCCAAUCAAAAGGUUUCUGAGUUUGUUCGAUUACUUGAGAAGAGAUCCUGGGGUGUAUAUGCAGGAUUCGAUCCUACAGCUGAUAGUCUUCAUAUUGGAAACCUGAUGGUUAUCAUGGGACUAAUUCAUGCUCAGCGUAGUGGACAUACACCAAUAGCAUUAAUAGGUGGUGCAACCGGGCAAAUAGGAGAUCCGAGCGGAAAGAGUAAAGAACGCCCGUCACUAGAUCUCUCAAUCCUAUCCUCUAACAUCCUGGGUAUCAAAUACGACCUCGUCAAUAUAUUUAACAAUCAUAAAGAAUAUUUGUGGAGGCCGGAGGCUGGUGAGCUAAAGGAGCUGGAGAUAGUGAAUAACGAGGACUGGUAUCAGAACAUGAAUAUAAUCGAGUUCCUGGGAACCAUUGGCAGACAUUUCCGUGUUGGAACAAUGUUAGGAAAACAUUCUGUAAAAUCCAGAUUAAACUCUGAUGAUGGAAUUUCAUUGACAGAAUUUACAUAUCAAACAUUUCAAGCUUACGAUUGGAUGAAACUAUAUAAAGAUUCCGAUAGUUUGAUUCAGAUAGGGGGCAGUGAUCAGCUGGGUAAUAUAUCAGCCGGACAGGAGCUGAUUAGUAGAGCACUAGAUAAACAGGUUUUGGGUAUAACGGUUCCUCUGAUGGUUUCUGAGUCUGGUAAUAAAUUUGGUAAAAGUUCUGGUACUCCAGUCUGGUUAAACUCUGGGAAAACAAGCUCCUUUGAGGUUUACCAGUUCAUGCUUCGAAGGCCUGAUUCUGAGUUGGAGAAGUUAUUAAAGUAUUUUACUUUUCUUCCGCUAGGGGAGAUCGAGAACACGUUGAGAAAACACGAGAAGAACCCGGAGUCAAGGUACGGACAGGAGAAACUAGCGGAGAACCUAACCUUGCUCUUACACGGAGAAGCAGGGUUAACUUCAGCCGUCAGAGCGACAAAUGUGAUCUACAAUAAUGAUAUCAGCGAACUAGCUAAGCUAUCCCUAUCUGAUACUCGGGAUUUAUUUAAGCAAGCUGAUUAUAUUCAGAAACUUUACACACCUGGUCUUUCUAUUUUAGAUUUUGCCCUGAGUAUUGGUUGCUUUAAAACCGAACGAGAUGCUUUAAGAAUAAUCAGUGCCGGAGGAUUCUAUUUGAACCAGAGCAGGUCGAUGAACCCUGAUGAGAUCUUGGUUCACGGGAUACACAUCCUCGACAACAACCUCAGUAUGGUCAGGGUCGGGAAGAAAAAUUAUUAUAUUGUUGAAUGGACGUAAUCUUGUUCAUGGAAACUGAUUUUCUGGGUUUAAAAAGAUGUGAUUUUCGAAACCAAACUGAAACAUGUGUUGUUUGUAAACUCAUUGUUUUGAGUUGAUUCGUCGUGAUUGUUUACGGUUUAGAGGGUCCGGCGAGAUGAAAAUUUUAACGAACUUUAAAUUUCAUUUUUUCAGAAA